Messenger RNA from Parnassius mnemosyne (clouded apollo), 1593 nucleotides. The record is from the annotation of a GenBank genome assembly. NCBI's taxonomy places the organism in Eukaryota, Metazoa, Arthropoda, Insecta, Lepidoptera, Papilionidae.
AUGACAUUAUCGAACAACUGUGAAAAUAAUUUGCCUACGACAAGUGAUGUAAAUGAAAACUCUAGUUGUAAUUUAGAAUCGUUGUAUUGCUCACAUCUUUGGUCUAACAGCAUCUUAAGAAAGGCAAUCAUAAAUGCACCAUUAAUAGAUAAUAGAGUUACAAAAUAUUGUUCUACAUGUAGAGGAAAGAUAAGAAAUUAUGAAGUGAAAUCGCUUAAUGAAACAUUUUUUCCAAACAAUUAUUCUACGCCAAGAGAGAAAAUUGGUUCAAAAAAAGUGGAAUCCAAUUUUGAUGAACUAGAAAGAAUAUCUUGUUGUAAUGAUGGCAGUUACAUCAGAAAUAAUUUAUAUGAUGAUGAAAAUCCCAAUUUAAAUAGAAGUCAAUGCAUUCCAACCAUUUCUCAAGAAAUUGAUUCUAGUAUUCUACACAAAUUUAGAUGUACUUCAUAUGAUACACGUUCUAGUAAUUUAAGCCAGAGAAGAUUGCGUAAAAGUUUAAAAGGCAUAGGGUGUUUAAUAGAUUUCACUUUGACUGAGAGUUCAAUUAAAAAAAGAACGCAAAUUCAAAUCUGCUCAAUAAGUAUAAUGAUUGUAGCAAUUGUUAUAAUUAGUUUAAUUUUAGUGAAUUUUACAUCACUUAAAGUAACAGAUGCCACCGAUAUUAUUAGUACAAACUCAGUGCCAACAUACAAUAUAAACUUGAAUGAAUCAACUUCAGCAACUGCUAGUAUUUAUUCAAAGUUUCCUUUGACGACCACCGAUACGGUCACAGAAUUUAUUUCCACAUUAAAACCGUUUCCUGUUACAACUACAAGAAAAUUAUCCCAUAUAUCUAAUAUUAUACCAAAAAUUCGAAAAAACAUUAAGACGUAUCCCAAAGACAGGAAGAAAAAUCAAAGUAAUGAAAAAUUUAGAGACGUUAUAAACGCUGAAAAUAUAUCACAAAAAUUUUGCUCGUGCCAAAGAAAUGAAGUGUGUAUGUUGGAAGAAAACAGUGGGACAUCAGUUUGUAGAACUGCAAUAGAUCUUAAUGACCCGACAGGUUGCGGUGGAUUGUGUGCAUUAGAGACAGAAGCAUGUCACUUAGUGGACAAAUCUCGUGGAGUGCGUGUCUGCCGCUUAUUGUCACUAGCCACGUGCUCUGCACAAGAGUGGCGCUGCCGAAAUGGCUUCUGCGUAUCUGCUGAUGCCCGCUGCGAUGGUUCCAUACAGUGCUACGAUCGCUCCGACGAAAUGCACUGUGAUUGUGAUAUGACAAAGCAGUUUCGCUGCGGCCAGUCUAUAUCUUGUUUUUCAAAUACAAAACUUUGUGAUGGAGUAAUCGAUUGUUGGGAUGGCUUUGAUGAACUUAACUGCACUUCAGAAUGCCCCGAAGAUCAAUUUAAAUGUACAAAUGGUGAAUGCAUUGUUUCUUCACGAUUCUGCGACGGUUUAGCGGACUGUGGAGAUAGCAGCGACGAACCUAAUGGGUGCGACGGAGCCUGCAACGCCCACGAGAUUCGUUGUUUGAACAAACGCUGUAUUCCAAGGUUUACACGAUGUGAUGGACAUGAUGAUUGCGGAGACAACAGCGAUGAAUUGCAAUGUUCUUAG